AUGGAUUUUUAUAAUAAUUUAAAAGAAGAACCAUUUGAAAAGAUAUUUUUAAGACCAAGAUCACUUUUAAUUUUUACAGAAGAUGCAUAUAAAAAUUAUUUUCAUGGUAUAAAAGAAUCAUAUUCUGAUUUAAUUACUGAAGAUGUAAUGAAUAAAAACUUGGAUGGAAUUAAUUUACAUAAAGAAUUUGAUAGAGGUAUUAGAGUUUCAUUAACAAUUAGAAUAGUUCCAAAUACAAUUAAAAAAAAAUAA
Dictyostelium discoideum AX4 is the source of this 252-nucleotide messenger RNA. RefSeq lists its product as hypothetical. The transcript has a single exon. The record is from RefSeq and is a predicted model, not a curated record. NCBI's taxonomy places the organism in Eukaryota, Evosea, Eumycetozoa, Dictyosteliales, Dictyosteliaceae. The coding region runs from base 1 to 252 and encodes 83 amino acids.